Molecule: messenger RNA, 620 nt
Organism: Scheffersomyces stipitis CBS 6054
Lineage: Eukaryota; Fungi; Ascomycota; Pichiomycetes; Serinales; Debaryomycetaceae
Gene: TMA19
Product: Tma19p
Exons: 1
Coding region: 35-538 (167 amino acids)
Cellular component (GO): cytoplasm
Molecular function (GO): calcium ion binding
Source: RefSeq, a predicted model, not a curated record
CUCAAGGAACAAGUUCAAUUGACCGCUACUCAUCAUGAUUAUUUACACUGACGUUAUUUCUGGAGACGAAUUGUUGUCUGACGCUUACGACGUAAAGGAAGUCGGUGGUGUCAUCUACGAAGCUGACUGUGCUAUGGUCACUGUUGGUAACGGUGACAUCGAUAUCGGUGCCAACCCUUCCGCUGAAGACGGUGAUGAAGACGUUGAAGACGGUGCUGAAACCGUUAACAACGUUGUCUACUCCUUCAGAUUGCAACAAACUCAAUUCGACAAGAAGUCUUUCUUGACUUACAUCAAGGGUUACAUGAAGGCUGUCAAGGCUCACUUGGCUGAAAAGAACCCAGAAGAAGUCGAAGUUUUCGAAAAGGGUGCCACCGCCUACGUCAAGAAGAUUGUCGGUUCUUUCAACGACUGGGACUUCUACACAGGUGAAUCUAUGGACCCAGAUGCCAUGAUUGUCUUGUUGAACUACCGUGAAGACGGUACCACCCCAUACGUUGCUAUCUGGAAGCACGGUGUCAAGGCUGAAAAGAUCUAAGCAUGCUCUGUAUAGUGUACGAAGCAUUGUUUAGAAAUUCUUAUUUAGUUCAUAGUAUUUUAAUUGAAGACAAAAACAUCGC